AUGGCGGGGUCCUCUCCCGACCGCCACAACUUCCCCCACCAACAUUCUCUCUUCUCUCUCAGCUCUCCUUUUUUUUUUCUUCUGUAUAUUCAGCGUUAUUCUCUCUACUUUACAUCAUGGGCGAGCACUCAGCAAUCUGGCAAACUUUCUCACAGCCUGAUGGGCUCGGGUCAAUUCGACAAGGCCGGUAUUCUCGCUGCUGACUUCUCUGGUGUUGAGGCUGCCUCGCCUGGCUUCGCGCUUUCUCAGGAGGAGAUCAACUCCCUGAUCACCGCUUACACUUCCAGCGAUCAGGCUUUUGCCAACGGCUUCUCUGUCUGCGGUGAGAAGUUCGUCACCAUCAGGGCUGACGAGCGCAGUGUAUACGGCAAGAAGGGUAAGGAGGGUGUCAUUGUUUCCCGUGCCUCCUCUUGCACCAUCAUCGCCCACCACAACGAGUCCGUCCAGACCCCCAACGCGGCCACCGUUGUCGAGAACCUUGUCGACUACCUCAACAACCCCCGGUAA
This is a messenger RNA of Penicillium coprophilum, 507 nucleotides long. It is a transcript of the gene pfy1, whose product is annotated as profilin. The transcript has 5 exons. Gene Ontology annotation, cellular component: cell cortex. The coding region runs from base 1 to 507 and encodes 168 amino acids. Gene Ontology annotation, molecular function: actin monomer binding. The record is from RefSeq and is a predicted model, not a curated record. Lineage: Eukaryota; Fungi; Ascomycota; Eurotiomycetes; Eurotiales; Aspergillaceae.